Molecule: messenger RNA, 3824 nt
Organism: Pelobates fuscus (common spadefoot toad)
Lineage: Eukaryota; Metazoa; Chordata; Amphibia; Anura; Pelobatidae
Gene: GANAB
Product: glucosidase II alpha subunit
Exons: 26
Coding region: 141-3029 (962 amino acids)
Biological process (GO): N-glycan processing; carbohydrate metabolic process; snRNA 3'-end processing
Cellular component (GO): glucosidase II complex; integrator complex
Molecular function (GO): carbohydrate binding; glucan 1,3-alpha-glucosidase activity
Source: RefSeq, a predicted model, not a curated record
GUCAUCAACAGGCUGCCUCGUUUGAUUUAGUCAGUCAAACCCAAGGAAGGGAGCCUUAUUGUGAAAGGUAUCGGGGCCAGCAAGGCAGCCAGGUGAUGUCAUUCUGUGACACAGUCACUUACUGACUUAAUCUUUCUCCCAUGAUUACUACACAGCCGCAGGGGGUUACUCCCCCAAUCAGGCUUUUGGGGGUUGCUCUCCUGUUUUCCACCUUCUUUCUUCCUGCCCUGAGUGUGGACAGAAGCAACUUCAAGACAUGCGAUCAAAGCUCAUUCUGCAAACGUCAGAGAAAGCUAGAGCCAGGAUCCUCCCCAUACAGAGCGGUGCUGGGGAGCGCCAAACUGAGUGCCGACAAACUGGAGAUCCAGCUCAUCGAUGAUAAGAAUCAGGUAUCUCUUCUCUUGGAAGUCUUUGGACUGAAUGGGAAUAUAACCCGCAUCAAAAUUAAUGAAAUCAAUCCCCUAAAGCCUCGUUAUGAAGUCCCUGAUGUACUGCUUGGAACACCUCUCCCUGCAAACUUGCAAGUGACUGGACAAGAUGACAAUACUCUGGAGCUGUCACUAGGAGGAGCAGAGCACAAACUGUUGGUAACAGGGACACCUUUCCGUCUGGACAUUCUAUCAGGAAGAGACUUGGUCCUGAGUGUCAAUUCACGAGGCCUGCUUCACUUUGAACGCCUGCGGGAAAGGAAGGACACUAUCUCGGCUAAAGUUAGUAGUGCUGUCGGUAACAUGUGGCAUAAAGUGAAGAGUCUAUUCUCUAGUGACACUGAGAAGACUGAUGUGCCACCUGAAGGUGAUGAUGGAAAUCCAGGAGAGGAGGAGGCAACAAAAGAAGAGAGCAAGAAGGUUGACGAGGAUGAACCUGGCAUGUGGGAUGAAACAUUUAAAACGCAUACAGACACCAAACCUAAUGGUCCCUCAUCAGUGGGUCUGGAUUUCUCUCUUCCGGGAUUUGAACAUGUUUAUGGAAUCCCAGAACAUGCAGAUAACCUGAGAUUACGAACUACGGAGAGUACAGACCCAUAUAGACUGUAUAAUCUGGAUGUAUUUCAAUAUGAGCUGUAUAAUACCAUGGCUUUGUAUGGGUCCGUACCGCUGCUCCUUGCUCAUAAUGUUCAAAGAACAUUGGGCAUCUUCUGGCUAAAUGCUGCUGAGACCUGGGUUGAUAUCAGCUCCAACACAGCUGGGAAGACUCUGCUGGGCAAGAUGUUCCAAUACAUUCAUGGAGGUGGGGAGACACCCCAGACAGAUGUACGUUGGAUGUCAGAGAGUGGGAUCAUUGAUGUCUUUGUUCUUCUUGGACCCACACCUCAUGAUGUGUUCAAACAGUAUGCCAGCCUUACAGGGACACAGUCUAUGCCUCCAUAUUUCUCACUGGGCUACCACCAGUGCAGAUGGAAUUACAAUGAUGAAGAUGAUGUGCGUAAUGUGGAUGCUGGCUUUGAUGAGCAUGAUCUGCCUUACGAUGUUAUCUGGCUGGACAUAGAACACGCUGAUGGAAAAAGAUACUUUACAUGGGAUCCUCACAAAUUCCCAACUCCUAAAGACAUGCUGAGCACCCUAAAGGAUAAAAGACGCAAGAUGGUUGCAAUUGUUGAUCCACAUAUAAAGAUAGACAGCGGUUACAGGAUUCACAAUGAGAUUCGAUCUCGCGGUUUCUAUGUCAAAAACAAAGACGGUGGAGAUUAUGAGGGGUGGUGUUGGCCAGGUUCCGCCGCUUAUCCGGACUUCACUAAUCCAGAAAUGAGGGCCUGGUGGUCCAGUAUGUUUGCAUAUGACCAGUAUGAAGGAUCCACGGAAAAUCUAUUUGUAUGGAAUGAUAUGAAUGAACCAUCUGUUUUUAAUGGCCCUGAAGUAACCAUGCACAAAGAUGCUAUUCACUGGGGAGGCUGGGAGCACAGAGAUAUACACAAUUUAUAUGGACUUUAUGUGCAAAAGGCCACAGCAGACGGUCUGAUCCAGCGUUCAGGGGGAAAAGAGAGACCCUUUGUAUUGACACGGGCUUUCUUUGCAGGUUCACAGCGCUAUGGUGCUGUAUGGACAGGAGACAAUGCCGCUGAGUGGGAUCACCUGAAAAUAUCUAUCCCCAUGUGUCUAAGUUUGUCUCUCGUUGGCAUAUCGUUCUGUGGAGCUGAUGUUGGAGGAUUCUUUAAGAACCCAGAAACAGAGUUACUUGUUCGCUGGUAUCAGGCUGGAGCUUACCAACCCUUCUUCCGGGCUCAUGCUCACUUGGACACACCUCGUCGGGAACCAUGGCUUCACGGAGAUGACAAUUUGAAAUUGAUCCGUGAAGUUCUCCAGCAGCGCUAUGCUCUGCUCCCAUUCUGGUACACAGAGUUCUACCGUGCUUGGCGUGAUGCAGAGCCUGUCAUGAGGCCACUAUGGGUUGAAUUUCCUACAGAUGUUUCUACUUUUGCCAUGGAUGAUCAAUACAUGAUAGGUUCUGCUCUCCUGGUGCAUCCUGUAACAGAAGCCAAUUCACGUGGGGUCCAGAUCUACCUGCCAGGGGUUGGAGAGGUCUUUUAUGAUGUACACUCCUACCAGAAGUACGAGGCUCCACAGUCAUUCUACCUACCAGUCACUAGCAGCUCAAUCCCAGUGUACCAGCGUGGUGGAACAAUCAUCCCUCGUAAGAACCGUCCAAGACGUUCCUCAGACUGUAUGCAUGAUGACCCUUUUACUUUACAUGUGGCACUUAAUCUACAGGGUGAGGCUCGAGGCGAGCUCUUCAUAGACGAUGGUCACAGUUUUAACUAUGAACAAAAUGAGUUCCUGUAUCGAGAAUUUAACUACAGUAGGGGAGAGUUGAAAUCAAGUUCCCUGGACCCUCGUGGAAAUUUUGAGACUUCAAGUUGGCUAGAGAGAGUAAUAAUUAUUGGAGCAUCACAACCAACUAGUGUAACACUGAGCCUCUCAGGAGGUUCUGAAACGCCGCUGGAGUUUGAAUAUGACGCUCACACGUCUGUGAUUACUGUACGAAAACCAGGAGUAAACAUUGCAGCAGAUUUUACAAUAUCCCUGCGAUAACAUCAUAUAUUUCAUAUCUUGAAGGGGGAGGGAAGAGGAGGACUUUUUCUUCCCAAAUGUGAGGGCAUGAGGGAUGGACUUAAUCCAUGGACCAAAUGUGAGAUUAAAUUUGAGCGUUCGUAGAAUGCUGGUGAGUGUAUGCGUGAAUGUAUGUGGAAAUGCGUGAGAACGGACCUCUUCUGCACUUAUAGAAUGUGUGUGUGUAGCUGGAUCAUGCACUGUCUCUGCACCCGUCUCUCAACAGAGAGUUAGAGGGGCAAACAAUGGAGUUCACUGCUCCAAGAUUCAACAAGAAUCUGCUGUGUGCCCCUCCUUCCCUAUUCUGCCUCCCCUCAACGUUUCCUUUUUUUUUUUUUUUUUUUUUUUUUUACUCCUGGGAAUAAGAGCAUUGUGUCCCAUGUGAGAGGAUGUGGUAGUCUUCUUCACAUCUUAUAUUCGAAAGCUACAAGCAAAAAAUAAAUAAAAUUCUCAGGACUGCAGCCUUUUAAGGGAAGGUCGGAAUCACUGUAAAAGGCAGGAAAUAAUAUAGGACACAUUAGCAUGGUGGGCUAACCCCUAAGAAAUGCCCUCCUCCAUCCACUCUCCCUGGUCUGUAUCUGAUGGAGUACAGGGGUUUUCUCUUGUAGUUUAUGACUGGGGAGAUAUCAGUCCAGACCCUUGUGAGUGAAGGUUCGGAGGGAAGUUUCAAUCAUGUGACAAGACACAAUCCUCCUCCUCCUCCCUCUGGGGCCCUUAAUCCAUCACUCAUUUGAUUGGAAACAUUUUGAUAAGAUGAAAAUAAAAACCUAAAAUACA